AUGUUGGGACGCGGCGUGAAACGGAAGUGGAGCUGCUUGGAGGAGCUGGACGGCGAGCUGCUCCCGGCUUCGGCGGUGGACGCAACGGGCCAGAUGUCCGGCCCGGGCCACGUCCAGCAGCGGCAGCUGGUGCUCAGCCUCUGCCUGCAGAAGCUGCAGCACUACCAGGCCGGCGUGGAGCUCAGCCUGCGCCGCUCCGUGCUGCUCAUCAACACGCUCCGCCAGCUCCAGGGGGAGACGCCGGGCCACGCCGGGCCGGACGCUCUCCUCGGGGACGACGCGCCGGUCACCUGUCCUGGAUGCGCGGAGGGAGACGGCCUGUCUCCCCCAGAAUCCCCCCCUCAGGAGGCCCAGGCCUCCCCCGACCAACAGAAACCUCCACCCACCGGCCUCGUCAACACUUUCAGCGACGCGGCAAACGCCAUGGGCUACCUAACUGACGUCGCCCUGGACGAUAUCUUCGAGGACAUCGACACGUCCAUGUACGAGACUUCGGACCUGCCCUCCGCCUGGGCGGCCGGUCCCCUCUGGCCAGCGGUCAGCGUGUCCCUGUGGCCCGACGAGGACGUGAAGUGUCGCGCCCCCGGCCAUUCCACACCUGGAAGUCUACAGUCAUGUCUAAUGGACUUUAAUGAACUAGACCACAUCAUGGAGAUUCUAGUAAAGUCAUGA
Molecule: messenger RNA, 672 nt
Organism: Menidia menidia (Atlantic silverside)
Lineage: Eukaryota; Metazoa; Chordata; Actinopteri; Atheriniformes; Atherinopsidae
Source: the annotation of a GenBank genome assembly